AUGCCCUUUGGGCUGAAGAACGCCGGGGCAACCUACCAAAGGCUGGUGAACAAAAUUUUCAAGGAGCAAAUCGGCAAGACUAUGGAGGUCUACGUAGAAGACAUGCCAGUCAAAGCUCUCGAGCGAGCAGACCACAUCGAGAAUCUUGUCGAGGCAUUCAGCCUACUCCGAAAAUACAACAUGAAGUUGAACCCGAGCAAAUGCACAUUUGGAGUCUCGUCUGGCCGAUUCCUUGGAUACUUAGUCACCCAAAGAGGAAUUAAGGCACAUCCAAAUCAAAUCAAGGUAGGGAGGCAGCUCUCAACCGCAUUAGCGAGCCUAGGAUCAGCACUGGACACCCAGUUCAGACGCUCCAUCCCAGUUGAACACCUUGACCGGCCAAGCAUCGAAGAAAUAGAGCCGAUCGACUCAAUGCAGAUUGAUGAGGACCCCAGCUGGCAAGACCCUAUCAUCGACUACUUAGUGAAUGGAAACCUGCCAAUGGAUAAGUCCGAAACUAGGAAGGUCCAGCAAAAGACCGCGAGAUACUAUAUGCACGGCAGCAAGCUCAUUCGUAGAUCAUACUCCGGCCCUCAUCUCACCUGCAUAAAGUACCCUCAAACACUUGAAGUCCUCUGCAAAAUUCAUGACGGCGAGUGUGUUAACGACUUAGGGGGCAGGUCACUCGCCCAGAAAACUCUAAACAUAGGCUAUUUCUGGCCUACCAUGCGCCACGACUCCGCUAAAUAUGUCAUUGACUUAGUAGGUCCUAUGUCAUCAGCCCCUACCAAGAAAGACAUGAUGAUCGUCACCACUGAUUACUUUACUAAAUGGAUUGAGGCCGAAGUUCUAUCCUCUACUAAAGAAGUUGUCUGGAAAAAUAUCAUCUGCCGGUUCGGCUGCCCACAAAAGUUGGUCACUGACAAUGGCUCACAGUUCAUUGGCAAGCAGAUCACCGCCUUCUUUGCGAAGUACAAGAUCAAACAACACCUGUCCACUCCAAGGUAUCCACAAGGAAAUGGCCAGGCCGAGGCAUCCAACAAAGUCAUAUUAGACUGCUUGAAGAAAAGGCUAGAAUGCGCCGAAGGGAAAUGGGUGGACGAACUCCCCGGAGUACUAUGGGCUUAUCGCACCACCAAACGGAGGUCGACUGGCGAAACCCCAUUUUCCCUUGCCUAUGGAACUGAAGCGAUCAUUCCUCCACACGUCAUUGUCCCCUCUAUAGGCAUUGAAGUCGGCAGUAUAGAGAAGAACUCCGAGCAGAUGAGACUCAACCUUGACUUACUUGAAGGCGAGCGCGAGAAGGCCAUUAUCCGAGUCGCCUCCUAUCAACAGCAGUUGAAGUCCUACUACGACAAAAGAGCUAAGAUCAGACAGUUUCAACCUGGCGACCUUGUGCUAAGAAAGGCCUUCAUCACUGCACAAAGACAAGGGUCUAAGAAAAUGAAACCCAAUUGGGAAGGCCCUUAUGUGAUCAGCCGGUCCGGGGGCAGAGGAAGUUACACGCUAGACACUAUGGAUGGGAAGGAAAUAACCACGGCAAUAGAAUGCCUACCAUCUCCGAAAGUAUUAUCCGUAAUGCUUCCUACUGACUGCUAG
Messenger RNA from Prunus mume (Japanese apricot), 1578 nucleotides. The record is from RefSeq and is a predicted model, not a curated record. Lineage: Eukaryota; Viridiplantae; Streptophyta; Magnoliopsida; Rosales; Rosaceae.